AUGUCUGUCCCCCGCCCGACCACCACAGACGGGGCCGCCCCAGCCUCUAACCCGGACACCAGCACCCCCCGGGUAUCCGUACAAGGAUCUGUGCCGCCCUCAGUGUCCCCCCGAUUUUCCCGACAAGAGUCCGCCCCACCCUCAGUACCCGGCUCCACCCGGGUAUCAGUAACAGGAACUCCUACACCCAGGAACUCCCUCCGAGGGUCGGUACAAAGAUCCAUCGCGCCCUCGGUGCCCAGCUUCCUCAGAAUAUGCGCACCAGCACCUCCACCACCCAGUAACACUCCCCAAGUGUCAUUACCUGGGUUCACCCGGCCCUCAAUACCUGGCUACCCCUGGGGUUCGAUACAGGGGCUCCCUACACCCAAUAACUCCCCCCGACUGUCAGUACAAGAGUCCAGCCAGGCCUCCAAGCCCGACCCACCCCAGCUAUCUGCACCUAGAUCUGUCCCGCUCUUGAGCUCCUCCCUAGAGUCGGUGCAAGGGUCUGCCCAGCCCUCGGUAGUCAGCCUCCCUGAGAGUUUGGUACGAGGAUCUGUCCCGCUCUCGGACUCCUCCCGAGCGUCGAUACGAGGGUCCUCCCUGCCCUCAGUGGUCAGCACUCCCCGGAGUUCGAUACAAGCAUCUCUUACUCCCGUGAACUCCCGAGUAUCGACACAAGAGUCCACCCAACUCUCAGAACUAAGUUACCCCCGUACAUCGAUGGAAGGAUCGGCUCCGCCCCCGGCUUCCCCCGAAGUACCAGUGCCAGGGUGCGCUCCACCCUCAGCGCCGGGCUCCGCCCCGGUAUCGGUGGAGGAAUCGGCUCCGCCCUCGGACUCCCCCCGAGAGUCGGUAGAAAAGUCCGCUCCGCCCUCGGCCAGACCCACUUCUACACCCACGCCCCGGGAGAGCCUGAACCAGAGCAUGGAGAGUCAGGAGAAGGCGAAUAGCGCGGGCCACAUGUUCGACGUAGUCGUGAUAGGAGGCGGCAUCUCAGGAUUAUCUGCCGCCAAACUCUUAGCAGAACAUGGAAUUAAUGUUUUGGUUUUAGAAGCCCGGGACAGAGUUGGAGGAAGAACAUACACAGUGAGGAAUGAACAUGUCAAUUACGUAGAUGUUGGCGGGGCUUAUGUGGGACCGACUCAGAACAGAAUCCUACGGUUAUCUAAGGAAUUGGGUUUAGAAACUUAUAAAGUGAACGUAAAUGAGCGUCUUGUUCAAUAUGUCAAGGGGAGAACUUAUCCAUUCCGGGGUGCUUUUCCUCCAGUAUGGAAUCCCAUUGCCUAUCUGGAUUACAACAAUCUGUGGCGGACAAUGGAUAACAUGGGAAAGGAGAUUCCAGCUGAUGCACCGUGGGAGGCCCCACACGCGGAGGAGUGGGAUAAAAUGACCAUGAAAGAUCUCAUCGAAAAAAUCUGCUGGACAAAGACUGCCAGGCAGUUUGCAUCUCUCUUUGUGAAUAUCAACGUGACCUCUGAACCUCACGAGGUGUCUGCCCUGUGGUUCUUGUGGUAUGUGAAACAGUGUGGAGGCACCACUCGCAUAUUCUCCAUUACCAACGGGGGCCAGGAACGGAAGUUUGUAGGCGGAUCUGGUCAAGUAAGCGAACGGAUAAUGCAACUUCUCGGGGACAGAGUGAAGCUGAGAUGUCCUGUCACCUAUGUUGACCAGUCAGGUGACAACAUCAUCAUAGAGACGCUGAAUCAUGAAGUUUAUGAGUGCCAAUACGUAAUUAGUGCCAUCCCUCCAACUUUGACUGCCAAGAUACACUUCAGACCAGAGCUUCCAUCAGAGAGAAACCAGUUAAUCCAACGUCUUCCAAUGGGGGCUAUCAUUAAGUGCAUGAUGUAUUACAAGGAGGCCUUUUGGAAGAAAAAGGAUUACUGUGGCUGUAUGAUCAUCGAAGAUGAGGAAGCUCCAAUUUCAAUAACCCUAGAUGACACCAAACCAGAUGGAUCGCUGCCCGCCAUCAUGGGCUUCAUACUUGCUCGAAAAGCUGACCGCCUCGCUAAAGACCACAAAGAAAUAAGGAAGAGGAAAAUCUGUGAGCUGUACGCCAAAGUGCUAGGAUCCCAAGAAGCUUUACAACCUGUGCACUAUGAAGAGAAGAACUGGUGUGAGGAGCAGUACUCCGGCGGCUGCUACACUGCCUACUUCCCCCCUGGGAUCAUGACUCAGUAUGGAAGGGUGAUUCGUCAGCCUGUAGGCAGGAUUUACUUUGCCGGCACGGAGACUGCCACACAGUGGAGCGGUUACAUGGAAGGAGCAGUAGAAGCUGGGGAACGGGCAGCUAGAGAGGUCUUGAAUGCUUUAGGGCAGGUAGCAAAGAAAGACAUCUGGACCCAAGAACCUGAAUCAGAGGAUGUUCCAGCUGCAGAAAUCACCCGCACCUUCUGGGAAAGGAACCUGCCUUCAGUAACAGGCCUGCUGAAGAUCGUCGGAUUUUCCACCUCGAUAACUGCCCUCUGUUUCAUGGUGUACAAAUUCAGGCUGCUCUCCCGAUCUUGAAGUUUCGGCUUCAUGCUCUCUGCUUGCUCUUUCCCAGUGUCAUCAAAAGCAAAAUGUUGACCAAUGAAAGGCUAUGUCAUCGGAUCAUCUUUAAGUUCACUGAUUUAACACCUCAGUUUAAUCUCUCCUUAAUUUCUGUAAGAUCAAGCUCCAUCUGUGAUUUGUCUGUAGACCAGCUCAUGUUGAUUGGUAGAAAAUAACAUUGUGAUCAAUUUCUUAAUUUGAAGAAGUUAAAGUUGACGUGCUCAUAAGAAA
Molecule: messenger RNA, 2748 nt
Organism: Hippopotamus amphibius kiboko
Lineage: Eukaryota; Metazoa; Chordata; Mammalia; Artiodactyla; Hippopotamidae
Product: amine oxidase [flavin-containing] A
Exons: 15
Coding region: 1-2493 (830 amino acids)
Molecular function (GO): oxidoreductase activity
Source: RefSeq, a predicted model, not a curated record